Danaus plexippus (monarch butterfly) is the source of this 1978-nucleotide messenger RNA. RefSeq names its product actin-histidine N-methyltransferase (gene Setd3). Gene Ontology annotation, biological process: positive regulation of transcription by RNA polymerase II; actin modification; peptidyl-lysine monomethylation. Lineage: Eukaryota; Metazoa; Arthropoda; Insecta; Lepidoptera; Nymphalidae. The record is from RefSeq and is a predicted model, not a curated record. The transcript is spliced from 9 exons. Gene Ontology annotation, molecular function: histone H3K4 methyltransferase activity; protein-L-histidine N-tele-methyltransferase activity; protein binding. The coding region runs from base 144 to 1613 and encodes 489 amino acids.
AGUGUCAGUUUUCAUACAAACAUUUUGCUAUUUUUAGUUUUAUACUUUUUCCCACGUUUUCUAUUAAGAAUUAUUCAGUUGGAACUUAAAUCAGUUAUAUCAAGACAUAGAAUUUGUGGUUUUUAAUCUAAGUAAUAUUAAACAUGGGACGAAAACUUCAGUCAAAGCUUACAUGCAAGAAGAAAAAUGUUAAAGAAGGGAAUAGAUUUUUGCAGCAGAGACGUAAAGAAUUAGCAGUUUUAGUAGAUACAUUACUUAAAUUAACCAGCACGUUUCAAAGUACGGGUAAAAGCUUUGAGCACCAUUUACAAAUCGAAAAAAUUAUCAAAGAAAUUAUAAAUAUUGAGUCCAUUUCAAAUAAAAGUACAAACAGACAGAGGAAAUUAUAUAUAGAAAACUAUGUCAGUUGGUUACAUGAACAUGGAGCUGAAUUUGAAGGAGUGGAAAUAAGUGAAUUUGAUGGUUACGGGUUCGGUUUAAAGGCGACCAAAGAUUUUUCAGAAGGAUCACUUAUAUUAACUGUACCUGGCAAAGUUAUGAUGAGUGAGAAAGAUCCAAAAGCAUCCGACUUAUCAGAAUUUAUCAACAUAGAUCCACUUUUACAGAAUAUGCCAAAUGUUACCCUAGCGUUGUUUUUGCUUUUAGAAAAGAAUAAUCCCAACUCUUUCUGGAAGCCAUACAUUGAUGUACUGCCUGAGAAGUAUUCCACAGUACUAUACUUUAACUCAGAAGAACUAGCCGAGCUGAGGCCUUCACCUGUUUUUGAGUCGUCAUUAAAACUGUACAGAAGUAUUGUAAGACAAUACGCCUACUUCUACAACAAAAUUCACACAAUAGACUUGCCAGUUCUCAAAAAUCUACAAGAUAUAUUCACAUUUGAUAACUACAGAUGGGCGGUGUCCACUGUGAUGACCCGCCAGAACAACAUAGUUCAGGGGACUGCCUUCACGUUGACGAACGCUUUCAUACCGCUCUGGGACAUGUGCAAUCAUAAACACGGCAAGAUAACGACCGAUUUCAAUUUGGAGCUGAACCGCGGCGAGUGUUACGCGUUACAAGACUACAGACGAGACGAACAGAUAUUCAUAUUUUACGGAGCGAGACCGAACUCGGACCUCUUCCUGCAUAAUGGUUUUGUGUAUCCGGAUAAUGAUUACGAUAGUUUGUCUAUCGCGUUGGGUAUAAGUCCCAACGACGCUUUGAGGAACGGAAAAGUCAAUCUAUUGAAUAAGCUCGGCCUGUCUGGUGUCACAAACUUCUCGUUAUACAAAGGCGCGAGUCCCAUCAGCGUGGAACUGCUCGCCUUUAUAAGGAUUUUCAAUAUGAACCAAGAGGAAUUAGAGAAGUGGUCGGCCGAGAGCAUCCCUAGUGAUUUGCUGUCUUUUGAGACAGGAACCGAAUACGAUAUGGCGUCGAUUGAUAAAAGAGGUUUUACAUACCUUCUGACCAGGUGCGGCCUCAUCAGGGGUACUUACAAAGACAGUGGGGGUGAUGUCCAGUCUGAGCACAGGAAAAACAUAAAACUAUUGAAGCAAUGCGAAGUACAAAUAUUAGAAAAUGCCAUAAAGUACUUAAGGGACGUCAUAGACAAGAUUUCCGGAGACGAGAAAUAAUAUAAACCCAUUAUUACAUUGAACCUUAUUCCUUGACCGUUAAGGUUCAAUUUCGUUUAGUUAAUUUUACAACAAACAUCGCGACAGUAUUGAAAUAUUUUUACAUUGUUUUAGCUUUUGUUGUUUUUUGUUAUCAUUUUUAAUCAACGAAUUUUUUUGCGUGUAUUUUACUUUGUUACCUUUCUGUAUAUUUUACAUUUAUUGUGAAUCUACGUAGAUCGUAAGCCACAGGCGGUAGCGUUUUUAAAAACGCUCCCGCUGUGAUUUAGAUGCUACGGUUUUAUCAGUGUGCAUUUUAAUAUAAUGUAUUGUUUAUAUCAAAUUUCAAUCGAAGCGAUCAUGAAUUAAACGUGUACUAAAAUGUU